Molecule: messenger RNA, 519 nt
Organism: Pseudozyma hubeiensis SY62
Lineage: Eukaryota; Fungi; Basidiomycota; Ustilaginomycetes; Ustilaginales; Ustilaginaceae
Product: peroxiredoxin
Exons: 1
Coding region: 1-519 (172 amino acids)
Biological process (GO): hydrogen peroxide catabolic process; cellular response to oxidative stress; cell redox homeostasis
Cellular component (GO): mitochondrion; peroxisome; cytoplasm
Molecular function (GO): thioredoxin peroxidase activity
Source: RefSeq, a predicted model, not a curated record
AUGUCUUUCACCGACAAGAUCAAGGCUGCCAUCAAGGGCGACGUCAAGGAGGGCGCCAAGCUCGAGACCGGCAUCAGACUCAAGGAGAACAACCCUGAACAGGCCGACGUUUCGCUCGAUGGCCUCACGGGCAAGGCGAUCAUUGUGGGUGUUCCCGGUGCCUUCACACCUCCCUGCUCGUCGCAGGUGCCCGGCUACAUCCAGCACGCCUCGGAGUUCCAGUCCAAGGGUGUCAACGACAUCUACAUUGUUGCCGUCAACGACCAGUUCACCGUCAAGGCGUGGAAGGAGAAGCUCGGCGGCGACAGCGCUCCCAACGUCCACUUCCUUGCCGACGACACCGGUGCCUUCACCAAGGCUGUGGGUCAGGACUUUGACGCCAGCGGUUUGCUCGGCAAUCACCGAUCCAAGCGAUACGCGUUUGUCGUCGAGGGUGGCGUCGUUCGCAAGGCCUUUGUCGAAGAUAACGCUCCCGAUGUCACCGUCACUUCGGCUGACAACGUCCUCAAGGCUAUCUGA